AUGACCGAGCCCAAGUCGGUUGCGGUAAUUGGAGCCGGUAUCUUUGGUCUUUCGCUGGCCAUUGGCCUCCGCGACCGAAUGUCUCGAGAUUACCGAGUCACCGUCUUCGAUCAGAACAAUUACGACAAAAGCGGUUAUGACCCAGGGGACGACGGCGUGCAGGCUGCGUCCGUGGAUCACAACAAGAUAUUUCGCGCAUCGUACGGAACAAAGCUGCACUAUCAGCGUCUCGCCCUGGAGAGUCGCAGUGCCUGGCUGGCCGAGGACGAGAAACGGGGGCUUGCUGAACCGAGCGACGAAGAAAAUGAUCGCAGAAUCUUUGUCGGGAGUGGGAUGCUGAGAGUUCAGCCGUCAGACCAGAUUGGAGCGUUGGAAAGAGAGACGCUCGCUAAUAUGCAGCGCGAUGGCUUGCGACCUACCCAGUUUGUCAAGAGCAACCCCGAAGACCGACAGCGUGCUGCGCAGUCGGGCUGGGAGACCAAGCUACUUGAUUUUGAGAUUCCGCACACUUCUCCUACGAAGACAUACGAGGCAGUGCUGGACUCGCUGGCGGGGUUUGUGCGGUGCAGUGCGGCAUGCGCUCACUAUCAACAGAUUGCUGCAGCCAAAGGUGUGGAGUUUCGUUUCGGACCUGGGAAGGGAACGGUUGAAUCGCUUGUAAAGGUGAAAAGUGAGGUGGACACGGGGAAGGAAAAGGUGAUUGGUGUCAAAACAAAAGACGGCAAAAUCCAUGAUGCCAAAGUCGUGGUUGUGGCCGCCGGAUCCUUUUCAACGCAAGUUCUUCCUGAACUGAGCUACCACCUCGAGUCGUCCGCAGGCAGCCUUGCCACUUUCAAGAUCGACCCAAAUAAUACUGACCUAUGGGCAAAGUAUUCACCAAAACGCUUCCCCGUUAUGACUUGGAAGAGUGUGCCUCGGGAUAGCACUGGCAAGGAUACGGGUAGCAUCUACGUUCUGCCCAGGACCCCGGAGGGCUUGGUGAAGAUUGGAUAUCGCGGGAUCAAGUUCACCAACUUCCAACCCGCACCGGAGAAAACACCUUUCACGCAGGACGGCAGAUGGUCGGUGCCUCUCCCUCCUGACGAGUCCUCAGAACUUCCGGAGUCGGCGGUCUACGCUGUCAAGCAGUUCGUCUCGAUCUUCCUCCCCGAAUUCGAUGACUUGCCAUUUUACUCGACGAAGCUAUGCUGGUACACUGAUUCACUAGAUAACUCUUUUGUGAUUGACUACGUCCCAACCUACGCAGAGAAUUCAGUCUUUGUUUGUACAGGGGGCAGUGGCCACGGGGCCAAAUUCCUGCCAGUUCUUGGACAUCACGCUGCCGAUAUCCUCGAACAUGGCGAGCAAAGCUCCUCGUAUAUGCGCCCUUUUUGGCGCUGGCGACCAGACUGUCCCCGGAGGAAUGGCCUCGAAGAAGGCCCCAAUGGACCGCGAGAUAUUUCGCAGCACUAUGUAGUUAUAGAUGCAGAAGACUGCGCGUAA
Penicillium alfredii is the source of this 1482-nucleotide messenger RNA. Its product is annotated as NAD(P)/FAD-dependent oxidoreductase. The record is from RefSeq and is a predicted model, not a curated record. The coding region runs from base 1 to 1482 and encodes 493 amino acids. Lineage: Eukaryota; Fungi; Ascomycota; Eurotiomycetes; Eurotiales; Aspergillaceae. The transcript has 8 exons. Gene Ontology annotation, molecular function: flavin adenine dinucleotide binding; sarcosine oxidase activity.